UCGUCGGAAAUGGCAAUAGUUGACGAUGACCGCCACAAGAAGUGGCGGAUUUUCCGGCUGUGGCAAAGUCAGUCACACCAAAACGGCGUCGUUAGCCGCUCGUUCAUUGCGAGAUUGCUCUUCCCUGGACGGCGGAAGCUCAGUCUCGAUCCUUCCAACAAACUCUACUUCCCAUAUGAACCGGGAAAGCAGGGCCGAAGCGCUGUCCGGAUCAACAAUUCUAGUAACUCUCACGUUGCCUUCAAGUUUCAAACUACUGCACCAAAGAGUAGUUAUAUGAGACCACCUGGAGGCAUCCUUGCUCCUGGAGAAAGCCUAAUAGCUACUGUAUUCAAGUUCAUGGAGCUUCCUCAAAGCAAUCAGAAGCGCAAGGCUAAGUUCAAAAUCAUCAGUCUUAAGGUGAAACAAGGAACCGACUAUGUGCCUGAGCUGUUUGAUGAGCAAAGGGAUGACGUGGUGGUUGAGCGCGUGCUGCAGGUUGUUUACCUAGAUCCCGAGCGCCCUAAUCCGGCGCUUGAGAAGCUGGAGCGCCAGCUGGCUGAGGCCGAUGCUGCAAUAGAAACCCGGAAAAAGCCCCGAGCAAAUGCAGGUCCGAAGAUGAUAGCCGAAGGCCUUGUUUUAGAUGAAUGGAGAGAACGAAGGGAAAAAUAUCUCGCUAGGCAGCGCGUUCAGGCGGUGGAUUCGGCGUGAUUUUUGGUGGUUUUCAUUUGAUUUCCGAUCGUCUUUUGAUGGUGCACGGCUGUAGUGUAUGGUUAAAUUGAAAUCAAAUAUAUGCAGUUUUUCUC
Messenger RNA from Salvia splendens (bonfire salvia), 785 nucleotides. RefSeq names its product vesicle-associated protein 4-1. Lineage: Eukaryota; Viridiplantae; Streptophyta; Magnoliopsida; Lamiales; Lamiaceae. The record is from RefSeq and is a predicted model, not a curated record. Bases 10 to 690 code for a protein of 226 amino acids. Gene Ontology annotation, cellular component: plasma membrane; endoplasmic reticulum membrane. The transcript is spliced from 7 exons. Gene Ontology annotation, biological process: endoplasmic reticulum membrane organization.